Messenger RNA from Cercospora beticola, 1575 nucleotides. RefSeq lists its product as uncharacterized. The record is from RefSeq and is a predicted model, not a curated record. NCBI's taxonomy places the organism in Eukaryota, Fungi, Ascomycota, Dothideomycetes, Mycosphaerellales, Mycosphaerellaceae.
ACAAGCCACAGUUUGGCAUGCUGACUGUACUUCGGUUGAAGAGACGACUACUCCAUCGCAAGUCGUUUCCAAAUUCCUGCCAUCAUGUGGCAUUUGGAGCACGGUGCGAGCAUGAUGUAAGCGGCAUUAUCGAACAACUUUCUCGAAAGCCUUCGAUCGCAUCUCCGACGACAGCAGAGCGAGGAUUCGCGUGCAGCCCAAUGUGUACAAGCCCAGCGCGACGCCGAGCCUGCCGGUAUGCUGGGCAAACUCUGUUGGCCGAGGAGUCGGGUCUUGGUUUGGGGUACACUCGCCACUUUCAUUGGCCGGAAUGCGAAGCGGCAAGCUAGAGUUGAAUAAAUCCCUCCCGCAAAACACAUGGCGUUCAUGGCAUUGCCUAAUUCAGCCACUUUCUGGUGCGCUCGCAUAUCACUGCCAUGGAGAUGGUACUUAUUAGCGGCAGAGCAGCCUUGGCAAUACGCAGGUACUGUCAUGAACCAAUGGACGCGACGCUCGCCCAGGUGAGAGUGCGCGCCGUAUAACAACCAUCACAGCCGCGCCCCCUGCUCUUGUGACUCUCCACGCGACUACGACAUUCGUUUGAAGAGGCGCUCAGAAUACACAUCACUGUUUACCCACCAACACAAAACACGAACACGCUACCCGAUAAUAACUAAUACCAUCAAUCAACAUGCGCUACCAACUCAUCGCCAUCGCGGCUGCCGCGACCGUGGCCUCUGCCAGCUACGCUCCUCCUGCCUAUGAGUCGACUCCAGCUGCGUACGAGCCAGCUCCUCCAGCCAAUGAGACACCGGCUCCAAAGUACCCAGUCUACACUCCAAGCAAGAACGAGACUACUCCAGCUCCUUAUCCAGAGCACGAGGAUGAGCACGAUGACUACACCAAGCCACCAACCUACUGCCCAGAUGACGAGGAGAAGCCACCCCACUACGGCCCAGUCGAGCCAUACCCAGAAGAGCCAGAGACUCACCCAACCGCUCCAGCUGAGACUCACCCAGCUGCUCCUACCUACCCAGCCGAGACUCACCCAGCUGCUGCUCCAACUUACCCAGCUGAGACCCACCCAGCUGCUGCUCCAACCUACCCAGCUUCUACUGUGACCGCACUCCCAGUGCCACAGCAGAACGCCACCCGCACUCACACCCCAGUGCAGUACACCGGCGCCGCAUCCAUCAACGGCGUCGCCACUGGCCUCACCGCCAUGUUCGCCGGUGUUGUCGCUCUUUUGCUGUAAACGACCCGAAACCUCGGGAUCUCAUUAUUCCUUUGAUCGCUAUCAUGUACAUGAGAGAAGAAUCGGAAGACUGAUGCUCUGUGGUUGACGGCAGUAGAGAGAACACGAGAAGAAAAGAGAACUGAUUUCAUGGAGAUACGCCUGGACAUGUCGCAACGUGUAUACCCCUUUUUCAAUACUGGUUUCCUGUACAUAUCUUUUUACUGAGAAUGCGGAAUUUGCCUCUGCUCACACGCGCUCAGGUCAGCGACGGGAAAUAAUUCAGUGCAAUCGAAGUCGCUGCGCACAAACAAUGACUCACUUCACUUUUGUUCAACGUAAUGCUGUUCGUUGGCGUCGGG